Molecule: messenger RNA, 3990 nt
Organism: Solanum stenotomum
Lineage: Eukaryota; Viridiplantae; Streptophyta; Magnoliopsida; Solanales; Solanaceae
Product: leucine-rich repeat receptor-like protein kinase PEPR1
Exons: 2
Coding region: 177-3524 (1115 amino acids)
Biological process (GO): protein phosphorylation
Molecular function (GO): ATP binding; receptor serine/threonine kinase binding; protein kinase activity
Source: RefSeq, a predicted model, not a curated record
UAUUCAUUGUUCCCUCGGACAGUCGUUGCCUACUACCCCCACACGUAUCUUUAAAAAACAGGCUGACCUCAACUUAAAACCUAAAUAAUAGUCUCAGGUUCCAGCCCAAAAAUUAGUUUUUGAACUAGCUCCUUAUUGGAUGCAGCUUCUUUAAAGAAGUGUUGAAGAGUUCAGAAAUGUUCUUGUUUGAUCUUGUUCACUGUUUUAUCUUCUUUGCCAGCAUUGUAGCGGUUUUUUCGGCAUCAUUGCCUCAAGAUUCUGUUCAUCUACUUGGGUUUCGAAGCAAUCUUCCAGAGCCCUCUCAACAAUUGCUCCCUUGGAAUCAAUCUGUCUCACACUGUAAAUGGAAAGGUGUUACCUGCUAUUCAGACAAAACUUCACAAGUCAAAUCAUUGGAUUUCAGAGACUUCCUUCUAUCUGGAAUCUUGGACAAGGCCUUUCCAAAUCUUUGCCAUCUUCCUCGUUUGUUCUCCCUUGAUCUCAGUGGCAACCAUCUCACUGGUGGCAUCCCUGCUAUGCUUGCUAACUGCAGCCAACUUGACACGAUUUUCCUCAACGACAACAGGUUUUCAGGAUCCAUCCCACCAGAGAUUUUCAAAUCCAAAAGGCUUGUAUACCUUGAGUUGGGUUACAAUCAGCUCAAUGGCACCAUUCCUUCUGAGGUGGGCCUUUCGACAAGCCUUCAAUAUCUUGGGCUGUGGAACAAUUUCCUUAGUGGAAAUAUUCCAAAAGAGCUAUUUGGUUUGCCAAACUUGACACAUCUCUACAUCCACACAAAUAAUCUAACGGGACCUCUCCCGGACUUCCCGUCCUCAUGCUCACUUUCCCAGCUUCUUAUUCAUCAGAAUCGCUUCUCAGGUUCUUUGCCAAUUUCCCUAGGUAAUUGUCACAACCUUUCUGCAUUCUAUGCAACAUCUGCUCAUCUUGGAGGAGUUAUUUCGCCAGAGGUUUUUAGGGGCCUUUCAAAUCUCGAAUUACUCUAUUUAGAUGACAACAACUUUGAAGGGGAAAUUCCUGAGACCUUAUGGAAUGGGAAAUUACAAGAGUUGGUUCUUUCCAUAAAUAAUUUUAAUGGAAGUAUAUCAGAAAAGAUUGGUGAUUGCCAUCAGAUGACUUACAUUGAUUUGUCAGCUAACAAAUUAAGUGGUCAGAUUCCCAAGUCAGUUGGACGUCUGAAGAAUUUGUACAAGCUUCUUCUGUAUGAUAACAUGUUUAGUGGUUCAUUGCCAGCAGAAGUUGGGAACUGCACUUCUCUUGCUGAGAUAAGUCUCGUCAGUAACUUCAUCAGUGGGGAAAUUCCUUCAGAAAUUUGCAGCCUUCAAAACCUAGAAACAUUUAAUGCAUUCAAAAAUAAAAUUCAGGGCCAAAUUCCAGAAUGCAUUGGAAGAAUAAGCGGGCUGCAGGAGCUAGCUCUUUAUGAGAACCGAUUGACCGGCAAGUUACCGCUUGGAAUUACAAAUAUGACGAAACUUUCAUUUCUGUCGUUGGCUCAUAAUAACCUUACGGGGGAGGUACCACCUGAUCUUGGAAAAGAUAAUUUUCCUGGCUUAGUUAAGGUUGAUUUAGGUUAUAAUAACUUCAGUGGACAGAUUCCUUCUAAACUGUGUAAUGGCAACAGGCUUGCAGUCCUGGCUCUUGAAAACAACAGGUUUAAUGGCAGCUUCCCAACCUAUCUAGCAAACUGCAAAUCUCUCUAUAGGGUAAAACUUUCCAACAACAAUCUGCAGGGGAGUAUUCCAGACGACAUUGAAAAGAAUGAGAAUAUUUCUUACUUGGAUGUUAGGCAGAAUAUGCUUGUAGGAAGGAUUCCAGCUGCAUUUGGUUACUGGACCAAUCUUUCAAUGAUUGAUCUUUCAGAAAAUAUGUUUAAUGGCUCCAUACCCACAGAACUUGGAAAGCUUCAGAAUCUUGUAAAACUGAGCAUUUCUUCAAACAGACUGACCGGACAAAUUCCCUUUCAGUUGAGUCACUCUGAAAAACUGGAGGAGUUGGAUCUCAGCAACAACAAUCUUUCAGGAAGAAUUCCUAAAGAAAUUGCAUCAUCUUCAGUAUUGACAAAUCUUCUACUCCAGGACAACAAACUUUCUGGUGCUCUUCCAGACACUUUCUCCUCCUCACAAAUGCUUGUAAAGCUGCAGCUGGGAAACAACUUGCUCGAAGGCCCAAUUCCAUGCAGUCUGAGUAAGCUUAUGCAACCUAGUUUUUCACUAAAUCUGAGCAUGAAUAAGUUUACUGGUGAAAUUCCUAGGUGCCUAGGCAAUCUUGACAAAUUGGAGGUCCUUGAUAUAUCAAGCAACAACCUGUCUGGUGCAAUACCAUCAGAAAUGGAAAAGAUGAGUUCCCUUUCGUUUCUCAACAUAUCAUUUAAUAGCUUGUCAGGGAAGGUACCCAAUACAUGGGAAAAACUAUUAAGUUCACGUCCAGGAUCUGCCUUGGGAAAUCCAGGACUUUGCUUAAUAGACACGGAAGGUAUCAACUGCAAGCAUGUGAAAAAAUCACAAGUAAAAUGGAAGACUUUGGCUGGUGUAAUUAGUGGAUGUGUGCUUUCCAUGGCAAUCAUAGUUGCUGCAAUGUACUUACUAGUGACUCGGAUUUGGCACCCAUCCCUGCUGAAUAAGCAUCGGCUCGUCAAGUGUCAAUCAGGAAUUGAAGAUCUACCUGAUGGUAUAACUUUUGAGGACAUUGUACAUGCAACAGAAGGCUGGAGUGAAAACUAUGUUAUUGGAAGAGGCACGCAUGGAACUGUUUAUAAGAUGGAAUCUGCCAAAUCCAAUAAACUUUGGGCUGUCAAGAAGGUAGACUUAGCUCAGAGAGCAUUCAAUGAUGAAAUGAGAAGCCUAAAUUCUGUCAGACACCGCAAUUUGGUAAGAUUGGGAGGAUAUUGCAUGAGACAUGGAUAUGGCUUCAUUCUAACAGAAUUUAUACCUGGAGGGACUCUUCAUGAUGUCCUUCACCAGAGAAAACCACCUGUAGUCUUGGACUGGAAGUCCCGCCAUUGUAUUGCUCUUGGUAUUGCUCAAGGUCUAUCAUACCUUCACCACGAUUCGGUGCCUCAAAUCAUUCACAGAGAUCUCAAAUCAGAUAAUGUAAUGCUGGAUUCUGAGAUGGUGCCAAAGAUUGGCGAUUUCGGGAUUGCUAAAAUGGUAUCAGAUGAAGAAAAUUCGACGAACUCCAAUAUUGUUGGGACUCUAGGAUACAUUGCUCCAGAGAAUGCGUACUCAGUUCAAUUGACAGAGAAAAGUGAUGUCUAUAGCUAUGGAGUUCUUCUACUGGAGCUCUUCUGCAGAAAAAUGCCAGUAGAUCCCAGCUUUGAAGAAGGAUUAGACAUUGUUUUCUGGGUGAGGAAAAACUUGCAGAGAAGCAACAAUUUCCUUAGUUUUCUUGAUGAAGAAAUUAGGCUCUGGAAUGUAGAAGAACAAUGGAAGGCCCUGAAAAUAGUGGAUUUGGCGCUUCAAUGUGCUCAACUCGAGGCAAGCACCAGGCCUGCAAUGAGGGAUGUAGUAAGGUCUCUUGUCGAGUUAUGAAGAGAGGAAUGCAAGAUGAUUUGAAGGCAGGUGCAGUUCAAUCCAGAAGAUCAAGAGCUCCUGCAUUUCUCUUCUUUAUUUUUGGUGUAAAGAACAGUUAGUUGAUGAUGUUGAAUCAUUACUAGACUCUAUGGCCUCUUUGUAAGUUUUGUUUGAGGCUGUAUCUGUAGAUAUAAUAUACCAGGUCUUUAUUAGGGUGCUGAUGAAUAUAACAUGUUACCAAAUUCAAAAAGAGAAUAGAUGUAAAGAUAAGUAAGGAAACUUUUAGUAGUGAAACCUGCGAUCAACUUUCCAAAUUCCAACAUCUCAUUUUUUUCUUUUUUUGCUUACAUAAAAAAAUUGGACAAAGAAAAUACAUGAUGUUUCAGUUUAACAAAAUCGUGAUCUUGGGCUUUUCAGUUUAACUUUGUGACAUCCAAUGUAGCAACAUAGACUAAGAAAAUGCAUGAUGUUUCAAAUUAAUUUU